ACAAUCCAGAAAUCCUAUCCUCAGCGAUGGCGGUUCCGCUCCGCUGCUUCCGCCUGCCUCCGCCGCCGCCGCCUCAAGGAAUCUCCGGCGGUAAUCGCACCUACGAGUAUGUAAUGAUUCUUCCAUCGAGAAAGAAAAAGACAUUGAUGUUUUCGAGUUCACGAAGCAAUGAGCUCAAGUUAUCUAAGGGAAGGCUUUUGGACAUGGUCAAGUUCGACGAGGCUCUAGCCAAUUGGAAGCUAUUGUUCAGUCACAUAUCAGAGCAUCAGAGAACAGCAGAAUUCAGCUUCACAAAGGCAUUUGUUUUUGCAAACACUUUGAUGAUCAUUCAGCCUCUCGAUGCUCUAGCAGAAGUAUGCGAGGCUGAUAACUCUCUCUUCAACAUGCCUUUGCUUCUUGGAGUAGCCCUUGUUGGGGCUACUGUUGGGGGAUUGCUAGCACGGCAAAGGAAAGGAGAACUGAAGCGGUUGAAUGAUCAACUGCGACAAAUCAAUGCAGCAUUAAGAAGACAAGCAAAGAUAGAAGGUUAUGCUCCAAAUUUGAGCUAUGCACCAGUUGGGAGAGUGACAGAAGAAGAAGUCAUUGUCGACCCCAGGAAACAACAGCUACUUACAAAUCUGAGAACUGGGAAGAAUUACUUGAGGAACCAAGAUCCAGAAAAAGCUUUUACAGAGUUUAAGGUAGCAAUUGAGCUUGCACAGGAUCUGGGUGAUCAUGUUGAGGAAAAGAAGGCAGCAAGAGGCUUAGGUUUGGUUUCAUUCUCUUGUAGACUUCUGUUUUGUUUUUAUAUAUAUAGUUUGGUAUAUUUGAAUAGUCAAGUCAUAUCAUGAUUACAUUUUUAACAG
Molecule: messenger RNA, 845 nt
Organism: Asparagus officinalis (garden asparagus)
Lineage: Eukaryota; Viridiplantae; Streptophyta; Magnoliopsida; Asparagales; Asparagaceae
Product: protein FLUORESCENT IN BLUE LIGHT, chloroplastic-like
Exons: 4
Coding region: 27-830 (267 amino acids)
Biological process (GO): chlorophyll biosynthetic process
Molecular function (GO): protein binding
Source: RefSeq, a predicted model, not a curated record